CAUAAAAGAAAAAGGAACUCUCCUCAAGUUCUUUUUCAAAAGCUCUUCACUUUUAUAAAAGAGAGAGAGCUAAUCUCUGCUACUGCAUUUCCUUUUUAUUAUCAUCGUCUCCUAUUGCUUUGUUUUUUAUUUCCAUGGUUCUCCUCACUUUCUUACCGGAUACGGCGGCGGAACCCAUGAAAGUGAAACAACCGUCCGAGCGUAGAAAAAACCAGGUGAAAAAGCAAAAGCAACCGUCUUCAUGGGACCAAAUCAAGAAUUUGCUAAGCUGCAAACAGAUGGAAGGGUCGAAGGUUCAUGAUCCCUCAAAGAAUAAUCGGCCUCGUCACCAUGGGUACUCAAAGCUGAGUUCCUCUUGCAACUCCAUCCGCAUCUUCAAGGACGUUGUUCAUGGCAACUCGAGGAGGGUUGUUCACAGAGCAGAUAACUCGCCAGAAAGUAGCACAGUGGGUCAAGAAAGUGGGUUACUGAAACGCAAAGCUGCUAAUAGCUCGUCAACCAGAUCCAAUAAUAGCAGCACUGCCUACACGUCAUCUUCGUCAAGAGUUAUGCGAUUCAGGAAGCUUUCUGGGUGUUAUGAGUGUCAUAUGAUCGUUGACCCCAGCAGGCAUUCAUCCUCAAGAACAACUAUCUGUGCCUGCUCAAUGUGCGGAGAGGUCUUCCCAAAGAUUGAAAGCUUGGAGCUUCAUCAAGCUGUUCGCCAUGCAGUUUCGGAGUUGGGCCCAGACGAUUCGGGCCGGAACAUUGUGGAAAUUAUCUUCAAAUCGAGCUGGCUUAAGAAGGAUAACCCGAUCUGUAUGAUCGAACGGAUAAUGAAAGUCCACAACACCCAACGCACCAUCCAGCGGUUCGAGGAUUGCCGCGAUGCAGUGAAAACACGUGCUGUUAACAGCACCAGGAAGAAUCCCAGGUGUGCAGCCGACGGCAACGAACUUCUCCGAUUCCACUGCACCACAUUGUCGUGCUCCCUCGGAGCGCGUGGCUCCUCCAGCUUAUGCGGUUCGGUCCCAGGUUGCGGAGUCUGCACCUUAAUCAAACGAGGGUUCCAAAGCAAAGGUGGAGGAGCCACUGACUUCAAAGGAGUAUGCACUACGGCUAGCAGCGGGAGGGCCCACGACUCACUUAAAUGUACGGACGGACGUAGGGCCAUGCUGGUUUGCCGUGUAAUCGCGGGUAGGGUGAAGAAAGUGGCGGAUGAUGUGCCGCCGCUGGAGGAGGAAAAUAACAGCAGCGUAUCGACUUCGACUGGCUCGUACGAUUCUGUAGCAGUGUACGCCGGCGUCUACUCCAACCUGGAAGAGUUGGUUGUCUACAAUCCACGGGCUAUCCUUCCUUGUUUCGUAGUCAUUUACAAAGCGCUAGAAUCUUCACUCAGUUGAGGUCCGCUAUCACGUUUCAACAUCAUUUUCUCAGAACUAUCAAGAUCAACGCUUUUUUCUUUUGAAAAGU
Hibiscus syriacus is the source of this 1449-nucleotide messenger RNA. RefSeq lists its product as uncharacterized. The transcript has 3 exons. The coding region runs from base 135 to 1379 and encodes 414 amino acids. Lineage: Eukaryota; Viridiplantae; Streptophyta; Magnoliopsida; Malvales; Malvaceae. The record is from RefSeq and is a predicted model, not a curated record.